This is a messenger RNA of Mangifera indica (mango), 1486 nucleotides long. RefSeq lists its product as uncharacterized. The transcript is spliced from 6 exons. Gene Ontology annotation, cellular component: chloroplast thylakoid membrane; chloroplast envelope. Lineage: Eukaryota; Viridiplantae; Streptophyta; Magnoliopsida; Sapindales; Anacardiaceae. The record is from RefSeq and is a predicted model, not a curated record. Bases 190 to 1188 code for a protein of 332 amino acids.
UUGGAAGAUCUAUGGUAUUCAACCUAAAAUCACUUAAUUUUAAGGUAAAUUUUCUAUAAGUUACAAGAAACAAAGUUGGUAUGUUUUUUUUUUAAACAAAUUUUAGGGAGUACAAAAAAAUUUCUUUAAACAAUUUCUCAAUAACUAUAAAGCUGAGCUGCCGCCGGCUGCAGGGUCCACGGAUGCGCAAUGGCUUUUCUUCCUUCUUCUUCGACCUCUUCAUUAUCUUCCCUCCGAUUCCAUCCCCGACCCAGAAUUCCCAAACUACCCUUGUCUCAACCCUCUCUUUUAUUACCACCACAACAAAGAACUGCUCAUAAGUUUUCGUCAAUUGUCGUGGCAGCUCAAAACGACAAGAACAAUCAAUCAGUGAAGAAACAAAAACAAGAAGCGGAAGUUGAAGUUGAAGUUGUAAUAGAAGAAGAGUUGCCGUGGAUUCAAGAGAAAGCUUUGGACUUGGUAGAGUUCACUGGGUCUGUCACUCAAGCCAUUCCUGGACCCAGAGUUGGCCAAAGCAAAUUGCCUUGGAUUCUUGCUGUUCCUUUGGCUUAUGUUGGCGUUUCUUUCGUUAUUGCCUUUGUUAAGACGGUUAAGAAGUUCAAUUCUCCUAAAUAUAAACGCAAGAAAUUGGUCAAUAAGAAUGCAAUGCUAUGCAAAUCCAUAGAUGAGUUACUGCAGAAUGGAGGAAAUGAAUUACAAACAUCAGCUUUAAAAGACCUAAUGCAAAAGACAGGAUUUAGCAUGGAGGAUAUUUUGCGGAAGUAUAUUAGAUAUGCGUUGAAUGAGAAACCAUUCAAUCCAGAAUUAGUUGUAAGCUUAAUCCAGCUUAGAAAAGCUUCUGUGUUGGGUGACUCCCAAGUUGCUGAAAUUUUAAAUGAAAUCUCUGGGAGGAUUGUGAAGGAGAAAGGUCCAGUUGUCAUGGAUAUGUCAGGGUAUUCAGAAAAGGGAUUUAAGAGAAAACUUGCUGUGCAAGCCCUUUUUGGAAAGGUCUUUUAUCUGUCUGAGCUGCUGGAGUUCUGCUCAAGGGAUAGCUCGUUAAUUGUCAAGGAAAUAUUUGGAGUGACAGAUGAGGAUGCAGACAAACUUCGGCUUCAUACUCUCUCUGAAGCCGGAGAUAUGGAUUCGCUCCAAAAGAUGGUUAACGACUCAGAUUCUGAAGAUUCUGGGGAAGGCUCACCCGAUGCUUAGUGAUUGGCAAUAGCAUAUUGAAAGACUAUUCAAGUGAAGAGAAAAUUGCAGUUUUCCUCAACAGGAAAUGGUGCUUGCAAAUCUUACUUAGAAUACAUGCUCUACCAGGAUUUUAUAGACUCAGAAAAAAUUUUGUUGCGUUCUUCAUCCUAAGUUUUUGUGACCUUGUGAUUAUUAUUAUUAGAAACUGUAAUGCUGUGUAGUGAUCAAAAUGAGAUCCACAAGACAGACAGAAUGAAAAAAGUUCUAGAUUGAAGUUAAGUUACAUAUAUGUAAGCUCUUGUAUUAUUGUCUUAAA